CCACGGAGAAGGAGUGCUUUUCACGUACGCGGCUUCUUCUCGAGCAGAAAUGCCUCAUCGAUGUGCUGCUGUAGGCUGUACGAACUCUAGCAAGAAAGCACCGAAGAAACGUUUCUUCAGAUUCCCUGCGGGCAAUCUUCACGCAGCAAAAAGGAAGAAAUGGGUGCAAGCGAUGCGACGUGUAAACGAAGACGGAUCUCCAUGGGAGCCGACAGCCAACUCACGCGUAUGCAGCGACCACUUCGUCACAGGGGCGCCGUCGCGCGUUAUUCACCAUCCGGAUUAUGUGCCGUCGGUCUUUAAACACAAGUGUUCGACCAGCACUGGAGCACUGGAACGCUUUGAAAGAUUAAGAAAGAGGCAAGGUCAUGCCAAGGCUCAGCGGACAAGCCAUGUUUCAAGCACCAAAGCACCUGGCGUACAACACUCGCAGCAUGCUGAUGCAGUGACUGUGGGCAGGGAAGAGGUGCCGGCAGGACCAGAAAGUGAAGUGGCCUCCUCCAGCGGCUUGCCCAGAGAUGACGGAGCUCAGGAUGCUACCAUCUUGGAUAACGGCUGCCAGACCAAUAAUCACCUGCUAGAACGAAUACAGCAGCUUGAGGGUUUCCUAAAGGAUGAAAGGCAGAAGAGCUCUGACCUGGAGUCAAACCUCACAAGAAGCACGGCGAAUGCGGAGUACUGGAAGAUGCGCUUCCGUGAAUUGAAAUCUGCAAGGCCGUGCCUGGAGAAUAUGAAAUGUACUGAAGACAUGCUGUAUUACACAGGCAUCCCCUCUCAAGCGGUUUUCAAGCACAUUCUGGGCUUAGUGUUGAAACAAAGUCCACGGCUUUUAAGAAGUGAGGAGAGAGGGGCACACAGUGUCGAGGACCAGAUGUUCAUGGUUCUGGUGCGCUUGCGCACAGGAAUGCAGAUGAAGGAGAUCUCACGGAACUUUUCGAUUUCCAUGGCCACCUUUAGCCGUAUCUUCUCGAAGUGGGUCCUGGCACUGAGAAAGCACUUCACACAAAGCACUUCACACAAAGUGCACUUCAGCCUUGCUGAAGUCCAACAACAUCUCCCGCCUCAUUUCAGGAAGUAUCCAAACACUCGUAUUAUCAUUGAUGGUACAGAAGUUCGUAUCCAGAAGCCUUCCGGCCUUAAUGCCCAAAAACAGACAUUUUCGAACUACAAGUACACAAAUACAAUGAAGUGUCUUGUAGGAGCAACCCCAGAUUGUUACGUAAGCUUUGUCUCCGCACUAUACGGCGGAGGUACGAGUGACAGGGCCAUUGUGCAGCAGUCAGCAUUACUUGAUCUCCUGGAGCCUGGCGAUGCAGUUAUGGCCGAUAAGGGGUUUAAAAUUGAUGACCUGCUUCCCCCAGGUGUUACCCUCCAUAUGCUCCCAUUUCGCAUUGCUGGUGAGGCUCAAAUGAGUGCUAAAGAUGUCGAAGCAACCAAACAUGUUGCGAGUGCGAGAGUGCACAUUGAGAGAGUGAUUAGAAGAAUUAAAGAGUUCCACAUCCUAGAUAGACCUUUCCCCAUUAACAUGCUUGACCUGGCAGAUGCAGUGUUUACAACAUGUGCUCUUCUGUCGAACUUCAGGCUACCACUUAUAAGUAACAGACAGGACACAGAGCAGGCAGAUUCAGACUAG
Molecule: messenger RNA, 1633 nt
Organism: Ornithodoros turicata
Lineage: Eukaryota; Metazoa; Arthropoda; Arachnida; Ixodida; Argasidae
Exons: 3
Coding region: 50-1633 (527 amino acids)
Source: RefSeq, a predicted model, not a curated record